Messenger RNA from Meira miltonrushii, 1032 nucleotides. RefSeq lists its product as uncharacterized. The record is from RefSeq and is a predicted model, not a curated record. The coding region runs from base 266 to 781 and encodes 171 amino acids. Gene Ontology annotation, molecular function: acyltransferase activity, transferring groups other than amino-acyl groups. Lineage: Eukaryota; Fungi; Basidiomycota; Exobasidiomycetes; Exobasidiales; Brachybasidiaceae. The transcript has a single exon.
UAAGGUACAUACAGUGACAAAGGGUCUAUGAGUUUUAUGUAUGCGUGCAUAAAUGCACGCAGGCUGUGUCUGAUCAGACUGAAGUUGCGCCAACGAGGAAAACGUGACUCAGUUCGCAUGCAUGCGGCAAACUGAGCACGAGGUCAGGAAUGUGCAUAUGCUAACAGCAUUUGAGAAAAAUGUCCAUCAUCUUGAGAAUUGACAGCCAACACCUCUUUUUUGAGCAGCACUCGAGCGCAAAUAACUGCUCAACACGGAAUUCAUCAUGACUACAGAGGAUACCUUUCCUUUCGAAAUUGUUGCGGUUCCUUGGAACGAUUGCAAUGCUGUGAAGUUACGACAAAUGCAACAUGAUGAAUUCUAUUCACGAUAUCCUGAAGAUCCGGGAGAGCCGGGGAAAAGCAUGGAUGCAGAGGAUUGUUUGUUGUUCCUUUUGAUACGUCAACAAGUGAAAGAAUCUAACGAGGUCAAGUAUGUGGCAGCAGCUGGUCUAAGAAAAGUUGAUGACAGCAGAGCAGAAGUAAAGCGUAUGUUUGUCAUUCCAGAAGCUCGUGGACCUCCAUUCAGACUGGGUGAACGAUUGAUCUCAUCAUUAGAGCAACAUGCACAACAAUUUGGCUUUGACACGCUUUUGGUGGAAACUGGAUCGUUCAAUCAACAAGCUCUACGAUUUUAUCAUCGUAUUGGUUUCAGCCCAUGUGCUGCCUUUCCGCCUUAUGAAAAAGCAAAAGCGCCUCUCUCUGUAUUCCUGGAGAAGAAGAUUGUACAACAAUUUCAAUAGAUGCUAUUCGAGUCACUUCCUGACUCACGUUCCCCCCGAUAAGCCGAAGCGCCGGCGAUUCAUCGGUCGCGUCAGCCGAGCAGUGUAAUUUAAAGUUUGUCAAUUAGACUUCCCCGCAUUUUCGAUCCUACAACCAUCUGUAUUUUAUCACAUAGUACAUUUUCAUUAGCAUCAUAUUACAGCAUGAAGUUGUUGACCACACUUCUUUACAAAUUAGACCACGCUUGGUGUUUUAGACUCUUGAAUCAAGA